UGCUUCAGCCGAGUGAGUUUGAGAGCAACCAUCUCACCGAGGAUUUGCGUUACAGGCAUCAUCCAAGACUACGUCUGCUGGUUUUGUUUGCCCGAAUCUGCCCUGGAAAUAUAAGUGGACGAUAGUUUUUCUUUUCUCCCCCCAAAGGGACACGACCCCACGAUGAGUGGACCAACCUAUGACAGGAAGAUACCUGGUAUUUCCACCGAUCUUUCAGGCUCUAUGAGUUGCCAUCCGACUUCUAAGGACUCUCCGACUCUUCCAGAGUCUUCGGUUACGGAUAUGGGUUUUUACAGCAGCCACCACGAAUACUACCAGAGUCCUCCAUACCCUCAACAGAUGAAUUCAUAUCACCAGUUCAAUCUGCCUGGGAUGGGGGCUUCAGUAGGACCUUAUCCCACCAAAACAGAAUAUCCUUACAGCAAUACUUACAGACAAUACGGACAUUACCACAGGGACCUACAGACGCCACCCCACAGUGCAGUCAAAGAGGAACCAGAGACUGAAGUUCGGAUGGUGAACGGAAAACCUAAGAAAAUCCGCAAGCCACGCACCAUUUACUCGAGUUAUCAGCUCGCCGCACUGCAGCGCCGCUUCCAGAAGGCGCAGUAUUUGGCGCUCCCGGAGAGAGCUGAACUCGCCGCACAGCUGGGACUCACACAGACACAGGUGAAAAUCUGGUUCCAGAACCGGAGAUCCAAGUUCAAGAAGCUUUACAAGAACGGUGAGGUUCCUCUGGAGCACAGCCCGAACGCCAGCGACUCCAUGGCCUGCAACUCCCCACCAUCCCCAGCCGUAUGGGACAAUAACGCGCACUCUAGCCAGGUCAGCAGGGGGCAGAUCCCCCAGCCACCCCUCAGCUCCUCACCCCCCUACAUGGAAGAUUACAGCAAUCACUGGUACCAGCAGGGAUCACAUUUACAGCAUCCAGUGCACCACCCGGGACCACCACAGAGCGUGGGGGCCGUGUAUUAACAGACACUGAUGAGAGUUUAAUAUAAGAAAAGACUCCGAAAAAUAAGCUGAGAGAUAGCCUACUCUGCGAGUGGCCUAUCUGGAGUGAAACAGCACGCUUGUGUUGGCAUUUUGUUGACUGUUUAAACGCAUGUUGAACGCAUAUCUGUCGCUUAUGGAAUAACAGCUUUAUUUGAACAAUGUUUUAAUGUUUCCCAGCUACUCGGACCUAUUUCAUAUGUACAUAGGUGUAGGUUCAACAGUCUAAAGGAAGUUUAGCGUGGUUUUAAAUUAUUAUGUUGUAUUUGGCUUCCUUUAUUUUCAUUCUGUGCGAAUAAAAAAAAAAACAAAAAAAAUGAGUGAACCCUAAAUUCUGUUAUUACCCUAUAGCGCACGUCAGAGACUCAGGACAUAAAUUAUAUUGUACAAAAUGUUGAAAGCUGUACAUAUGUGUUUUAAAUAAAACAGAACCACUAAACACUAAGACAAAGACUGCACGGUGGUGCUUGAACCAUUUUAUACUCCUGUAAGUAGUUCUAUUGUUAUUCUGUUAAACUGAAUAAAUGCGAAUUGAAACGAA
This is a messenger RNA of Myxocyprinus asiaticus (Chinese sucker), 1534 nucleotides long. RefSeq names its product distal-less homeobox 3b (gene dlx3b). Gene Ontology annotation, molecular function: RNA polymerase II cis-regulatory region sequence-specific DNA binding; DNA-binding transcription factor activity, RNA polymerase II-specific. Gene Ontology annotation, biological process: epithelial cell differentiation; regulation of transcription by RNA polymerase II; embryo development. NCBI's taxonomy places the organism in Eukaryota, Metazoa, Chordata, Actinopteri, Cypriniformes, Catostomidae. The record is from RefSeq and is a predicted model, not a curated record. The transcript is spliced from 3 exons. Bases 163 to 975 code for a protein of 270 amino acids.